GACUGUAGGGGUUACGAACUAUAGAGAUCACCAUAAAAUGAUAAAUAUGGCAACUUUUGGUAAUUUUUAAACGUGGAAAUUAAAUUACGUGAUUUCCAUUUAAAUUCAAACUAAAUUUAUAAAAUUACUUUACAUUUAAGAUAUAUAAUAAAAAGAUAUGGACAGUUUGCUGUGAAAUUAAUUAAUGAUGUGUGGAAAAGUAAUCUUCUUUUCAUGUUUAGUUGGUUUUUUGGCUGUAUUUUUAUCUUUAGAUUUCUUCAUUCCAUAUCGAGAAGCUGCAGCUGCAAAAUUACCUUUAAAGCUGAAGAGUUACUUUGACGAUUUUGUAAAUUUGUGUAGUUCCCAUUUAGAGUUUUUGAAAUAUUUAACAUUUUCUCCCAAACUAUUUAGCAAAACGGAAGUAAAACGUUUCACAGGUGUAGAUGGUGAUAGUGUCUAUUUAGCCUUAUUAGGACGUGUUUAUGAUGUCACAAGAGGAAGAAAGCACUAUGGCCCAGAUGGUGGAUAUCAUGGUUUUGCAGGUCAAGAUGGCACUAGAGCAUUUGUGACGGGUGAUUUUACCCCAGAUGGACUGAUAGAAGAUGUAUCUGAUCUGCAGCUUGAGGAUUAUCUUGGAUUACAGGGAUGGCAACAAUUUUAUGAAAAAGACUAUAAAUAUGUUGGAAAGCUUGUAGGUCACUUCUAUGACAAAGAUGGCAACCCAACAGAAGCCAUGAACCAGUACUUAAUAAAACUAGCAGAAGCCAAAUCAGAAAAAAAAAAGGACCAGGAUGAUGCCAGGAGGUUUCCACCAUGUAACUCGGAAUGGAGGCAGGACGAAGGCACACGAUUCUGGUGUUCCACACUCAGUGGUGGAGUUGAGCGUGAUUGGGUCGGUGUGCCUCGUCAGUAUUUCCAGCCUGGUCGAACGUACCCUCGCUGCGCCUGUGUGAGGACAACAGGGCCACCGUCAGGGCAGGACGAUCUUGCAUUGCACGACAACCGCGGAGACCUGGACAACCCUAAAUUAAAACUGUACGAUGGGUGUGAGCCCACCGCAGAAUCGUGUCAUGUUCCGUAAUGGUGCCUUUUCACACUGAUUUAUUUAUAUGGACUUGUUAAAUUUAUGUCAUGAUGAUCUUUUAAAAACCCAAGUCAUCUUUUUAUAAAAAAAACAACUAUUUUGCUACAGCUUUUUCUAUGAGUUUGUAUGUUAUUUGUAAAUAAUGUAAUAAUAUAUUAUUUAAAAAAAAUGGCCAAUAAAAAAUUCUGGGCUAUG
Molecule: messenger RNA, 1258 nt
Organism: Gigantopelta aegis
Lineage: Eukaryota; Metazoa; Mollusca; Gastropoda; Neomphalida; Peltospiridae
Product: neuferricin-like
Exons: 4
Coding region: 185-1060 (291 amino acids)
Cellular component (GO): membrane; endomembrane system
Source: RefSeq, a predicted model, not a curated record